This is a messenger RNA of Penicillium roqueforti, 2082 nucleotides long. RefSeq names its product ubiquitin-specific protease UBP1. The coding region runs from base 1 to 2082 and encodes 693 amino acids. Gene Ontology annotation, cellular component: nucleus; cytosol. The transcript has a single exon. The record is from RefSeq and is a predicted model, not a curated record. Gene Ontology annotation, biological process: protein deubiquitination. Lineage: Eukaryota; Fungi; Ascomycota; Eurotiomycetes; Eurotiales; Aspergillaceae. Gene Ontology annotation, molecular function: cysteine-type deubiquitinase activity; cysteine-type endopeptidase activity.
AUGAACACCCGCGACGUGCGCUCUGAGAUCUUUUCCAACCGCCCCGAUCAGUACGCAAGUCGCAACAGUCAUUAUGAAACCGCCCUGACGACUUUACAAAACAAUAAAGCAUUAGCAUACAUAUUUAUUGCUCUUAUUUCAAUCUGUGUCUUUCUCGGUUACCUCGGACUUGUUCCUAUAUCGCUAUUCCAGCUCCCCUGGGAUCUCAUUGUCUAUUUUACACCCUCUCGAAUCGUUGUCGCUUUAGACCCUCAAAUAUCGACCUCCAACCCCAACCCGCUAGCCUCGCCUUUGUCCUUCCAGAAUAAAAGUGACGCGAUGAGACGUAUUCUUGGCUUAGACAACAACGUCUACUUCCCUUUCUUCUCCCGGUCAAAAUCGCUCUCUAUUUUCGGAAAUGCGCUGCUAGGAAACACUCAGGAUGCCACACCUCCGGGGCUCGGAAAUUGGAACAACUCGUGUUUCCAGAACAGCAUCAUACAGGGAUUGGCUUCUUUGAAAUAUCUCGCCGAGUUUCUGGGACACAACGUGGACAACCUCUCGGACAAGGCUUCCGUCUCGACGCACAGGGCACUAUUAGACCUCAUCGACCGUCUGAAUAGCGCCUCCAAAAGUGGAACCAAGCUGUGGAUCUCCGGGCCUCUCAAGUCCAUGAGUAGCUGGCAACAGCAAGAUGCGCAAGAGUAUUUUUCCAAGUUGCUUAAUCAAAUUGACCUUGAAGCUGAGCGGUGUUCACGCGGAGAGACUUUGAAUAUGGGAUUGAAGAUCGCGGGACCGGAUGAGAACAUAUUUCGAGACAGCGACUCUAAUGACCCGGUGGUGUCUGAGGGGUCCGAAUCGCUCUCAUCGACAGAUAAGAUUUAUCUUGAUAGGGUUUCAUCUUGCAAUCCUCUCGAAGGCCUACUCGCUCAACGAGUUGGCUGCAUGGAUUGCGGAUGGACUGAGGGGCUCUCGUUGAUACCUUUCAAUUGCCUCACUGUUCCUCUGGGCAAGAGAUUCUCGUACGAUGUUCGCGAAUGUUUGGAUCAAUACAUGGCGCUUGAGCCUAUUGAAGGCGUGGAAUGCGCCAAGUGCACGUUGUUGCGUCGACUGGAGCAGCUUAUCAACUUGAUCAGUGGGAUUGAAGCCGAUGAGAGUCGGUCAGACAGCUCCGACGAACCUCCACGAUUUAAUGCUGUGAAGGAGUCGGCCUACUCGCGGUUAGAGGCUGUCAAGGAAGCUUUGCACAACAAUGAUUUCAGCGAAAACACAUUAGCGAACAAGUGCCAUAUUAACUCAAAGAACCGAGUCUCAACCACUAAAUCUCGACAAGCCGUCAUUGCACGGGCUCCCCGCUGUCUUGCUAUCCAUAUCAACCGCAGUGUUUUCGACGAGUACACUGGCACGUUGGAGAAGAAUCUCGCGGCAGUCACGUUUCCUCAGAUGAUUGACUUGAACAAUUGGUGUCUUGGCACCCAACCUCCCAACAAGCACGGCAACAAUUAUGAGCGUUGGGAUACAAACCCCUCUCGGUCCAUGCUUCCCCAACCUGGUGAAUCAAUUCAAGUCCCUAGCAGACAAUAUCAACUACGCGCAAUUAUCACCCAUUACGGCCGACAUGAGAAUGGACACUAUAUCUGCUAUCGCAAGUAUCCGACAUCAGAAUUUACAGCCCCGGCACCGGACGAAAUUCUUCAAGCUGAGGGUGACAAGGACAAGCCCGAGCGUUGGUGGCGCCUCAGCGACGAUGACGUUCAGAUGGUUAGUGAAGGUCAUGUGAUGAGCCAAGGGGGUGCAUUCAUGCUGUUCUACGAAGCUAUGGAUGAUUCCUCGCCGCGUUCGACUCGAGCUGCAACACCAGAACAUGACCUAGACAGUUAUACAGAGUCUACCCAGUUCGGAAGUGAAGAAUCAAUGCCAAAGAACAGCUCCACACCAUCUACUGUCACCGACUGCGAAUCUGCCUCAUCCCGUGAGACCAGUAUCUCGUUGCCGAUGGACGACUUGAUUCCUGCCGACGUGCCUGUGAAGAUCUCGAACGUGAUUGACACUAAUGCUCAGGCGAACGAUGAACUGGACUCUCCCUCUACCAUUACUGCAUGA